Molecule: messenger RNA, 459 nt
Organism: Nannospalax galili (Upper Galilee mountains blind mole rat)
Lineage: Eukaryota; Metazoa; Chordata; Mammalia; Rodentia; Spalacidae
Gene: Gip
Product: gastric inhibitory polypeptide
Exons: 5
Coding region: 1-459 (152 amino acids)
Biological process (GO): regulation of insulin secretion; regulation of fatty acid biosynthetic process; response to glucose
Cellular component (GO): extracellular region
Molecular function (GO): hormone activity; glucagon receptor binding
Source: RefSeq, a predicted model, not a curated record
AUGAUGGCCAUGAAGACCUUCACUCUGCUGCUUGUGCUCCUGUUCCUGACAGUUGGGCUCGGAGAAAAGGAAGAUGCUCAGUCCAGAUCCCAUGCCAAGUUUGGUGGCCCCCGACCUCGAGGCACAAGGUAUGCAGAGGGGACUUUCAUCAGUGACUACAGCAUUGCCAUGGAUAAGAUCCGCCAGCAAGACUUUGUGAACUGGCUGCUGGCUCAGAAAGGGAAGAAGAAUGACUGGAAGCACAACAUCACCCAGAGAGAGGCCAGGGCCUUGGAGCUGGCUGGGCAAUCUCAAAGGAAUGGAGAGACAGAAGAGCAGCAGGGCUCCCAGUUCAAGAAGAACCCCAGUGAUGAAGAUCUGCUGAAGGAUUUGCUGAUUCAAAAGCUGCUGGCUUGUAUGGUGGAUCAGACAGAUCUCUGCAGGCUAAGGUGCAGAAACAUCAGGCCUAGGAGGUCUUAG